Molecule: messenger RNA, 3574 nt
Organism: Carassius auratus (goldfish)
Lineage: Eukaryota; Metazoa; Chordata; Actinopteri; Cypriniformes; Cyprinidae
Product: trophoblast glycoprotein-like
Exons: 2
Coding region: 314-1429 (371 amino acids)
Biological process (GO): negative regulation of canonical Wnt signaling pathway
Cellular component (GO): plasma membrane
Molecular function (GO): protein binding
Source: RefSeq, a predicted model, not a curated record
CGAAGCUCCUCCCUGCUGAUUCUGGAGCGCGUGAGUGAUUCAGUCGCAUUGUUUGAGAGGAGCGGAUCAAAAGCCCCACACCGAGAACCUCCUCUUCUCAUGGAAAUAAAGUGUCUGCCUCUCGUUCACCCCAGUUUCUGGAAUGCAAAGAAGUCGAGCACGAGAGAAGUUACUGAGAAAAGUUACGAGUGAGGAGCACGCGGGACCGGGGUACUGGAGAGACCCUGUGGAGGCGCGGACCCCCGGGCGCGCGCACCCGCUGAAUGAGGGCGUUUAUUUAGAGAGGUCGAUGCGGAAUUGCUGAUAGUUGACCAUGCUCGCCUCUGCACUGUGCGCGGUUGUGUUCGGGCUGCUGUGCGCGGGGCUCUCCGCGGGCGCGUCGCCGUGUCCCGCCGGCUGCGAGUGCUCGGAAGCCGCGCUCACGGUCAAAUGCGUCUCCAAAGAUCUGCGGGACAUACCGAGCCGCAUCCCGAGCUACACCAGAAACCUCUUCAUCACCGGAAACCGCAUCAGCCAGAUCGGACCCGAGUCUUUCCAGGGACUGGAGAACGUGACCAAUUUAUCACUGUCUAACAACAGGAUCUCAGAAGUGAAGUCUCACACGUUUUCUAGCCUGCAGAGCCUCAGAUCGCUGGACCUCAGCAACAACCAGCUGGCCGUCAUCCAUCCUGAGGCGUUCACCGUCCAGAGCCGCAUGCUGAGGGAGCUCAACCUCAGUCGGACUCUCUACAAUCACUCGUCCGUCAUCGAUUUAGCCACCUCUCUUCGCUGGAGCAGCCUGGAAGACCUGCUGGGACUGGAUCUGUCCAGUAACGGCCUUGUCUACUUGCCCCCGGGCAUCUUCUGCCAUCUUGCCGGCCUGCGGCGCCUUCAGCUUGGCAACAACUCGAUAGUGUCCAUCCAUAACGGGACGUUCACAGGACUGGAUCACCUCCAGGAACUCGACCUCACCCACAACGCCCUCAGGACCCUGCGUGAAGAGGCUCUAAAAGAGCUGGAGCAGAUGCGUUCGGUGAGGCUCCACCUGGCGGAGAAUCCUUACACCUGCACAUGCGACAUCGAGCCUUUCGCCGCCUGGCUGAACAGCUCACGAGCGCGAGUGGUGGACGUCGAGCGCCUGACUUGCGUGUUCCCAGUCGCCUUGCAGAACACAUCACUACUGGCGGUGGGUCAACUGGAGUUGGGUUGCCAUAAAGCGGGAGAAAGUGACAAUCUCGCACUGCAGACCUCUUACGUGUUCCUGGGUCUCGUGCUGGGAUUUGUCGGGCUCAUGUUUCUCUUUGUGCUCUACCUGAACCGCAGAGGUAUUAAGAAGCGCAUCUACGACAUGCGCGACGCAUGCCGGGAAGUCUGGGAAGGGUACCACUACCGAUACGAGAUCGACUCCGAUCCCAGACUGUCGCAAUUCUCCUCAACAGCUGAUGUGUGAGCACUUCCCACACUGAGCUUCUUAUAUAAACUAGUUUUCUAUUGCAUUUAUACGUGGAAAACGUCCAUUUGUGGCGCACAGUGUUACAUUACAAGUAACGCGAGUUACGUAAUCAGAUUACUUUUUUCAAGUAACUAGUAAAGUAAUCCAUUACUUUUAAAUUUGCGAUGAAAUGUCGGAGUUACUUUACCGGUGUGCAGAGGCGCACUUCAUUCAGCCUGAGGCUUGUCCAUUUCAUUUUUGGUGUGAAAGGACCCUUAUGGUGGGCAAAAAAAAAACAACAACAAAAAGUUAUUGUUAUUAAAAAACAAAUAAGCAAGCCCAGCCCAGGGGACGAAAAGUAACGCAAAAGUAAAGUAAUGCAUUGCUUUCCAUAAAAAGCAACUAAGUAAUGCAGUUAGUUACUUUUCAUGGAGCAUUGCAAUAUUGUAAUGUAUUGCUUUUAAAAGUAACUUUCCCCAACACCAUGGUGGUGAUCAUGUAGACUUAUUUAAAUCUUGUAGAAAGCAUGUACUGCCUGUCUCGUCGAACCCUUUAUAACAAGCACACCUCCCCCUCAAGUCUGCACAGAAUUGGCCCUGAGAUGCAUUUGCCUCUCAGUCAUCAUGGGAUGUUUGAGGAUUAGCCCAAUAAAUGGGCAGAAGCCAUAAAGUACCUCUGACCACCACCAACAACCCCCCCCCACUAGUCUCCAUUGUCCUGUGCUGGAACAUUGCCCACCUCUCUGGUGCUCAAGUGCCUUGUUCAUUGGAUUUAAGAGACUGACCAGCUAUUAAAAGGAUAACCGUUAUAUAAAUACAUGUUUAAUAUGCAGUUGUGAAGUUUUGAGAACUGUUUUAUUGCAUGCUCCUGCAGCCUUGUUUUUAUGGAAGUGAAUGCAUUUUUUCGCGUCGGACCCCGCGCAACCAAAUUAGCAGCUUUCUGUGGUCCUUUCUGUCCCUCUAUCCACAGGGAGUCUGCGAAGAAUGUGCCAGAUUUUCGCUCCAAAAGCAUUCCAGCAGGAGGAUAACCUCCUCUGAGCUCUAGAAAAAGGAUCUUUUGAAGAAAGAGACCCAGUUUGCAGAAAUCUCCAGCUGCUUUUUUUCUUUUUUAGUUUAAAAGAGAUGUUUUGCUUAGUUUUUAUUCCACUCAUUUUUAUUGUCAGAAUGAUGAGAACCAGGCCUCACGAGGGCCGCUGAGCGAGACCCCUCCUCCGUCAAGCCUGUUCGCUCUUUGAAGACUCAGUCUGGCUCAGUUCCUCACAUGUUCCCCAGCUUUUUCUGUUUAAGGGACUUCACGGUGAUAAGAUACAGAUGAAGCUGGGGCCGUUGUGCUGAACAGUCCCCUGCUCUGUUUCUGAGUACUGUUUCCACAUGUGCAAGACUGAAAAGAAAUAUGCUUGAUGUGUUGUGCCGAUGUGCUGGACUUCACUGUCUGGAUAAUACGGUUUUAUGCAACAUAUGUUUUUUAAAAGAUACAGACUAUUUAGACAUUGAGUGAAUCUCACAAAAACGGUCAAGUGUAAAUUAAUGUGCAUUUCACCUUAUCAAAAAGGAAAAAAAAUAAUAAUUCUGCAUAAACAGCCAAAAAAAAAAAUAUACUAUUUGCAUUGUGACAUUUUAAGGACAACAUAUUACAGUAAUAUAUAUAACAGUAAUUAGACUUGAAAUAUAUAUAUAUAUUAUAAUGACAAUAUUACAAUAUUAUAUUUUUAUUACAUAUAAAUUAUUUUAAUUAUCUUGAGUGAAACGGAAUAUUUCUUUGUGAGAUUCACUCAUUUGUCAAUGUUUUGGAAAACACAGUUGUGGAAAAGCAUCGUAUCUUUGCUUGUAAUGACAGCAUCUUUGUGCCUGAUGAACUAUUCGAAACGAUGAUAUUUGGUACAUGAAACUUCGCAGACAUUUGGACCGUCUUCCAUUGUGUUUUUCUAGCUUUAUACUCAUGUGUUAUUCAUUAUAUUCAAAUGAGCCUUUCUCUAAAGAGGUAGGGAAAACCUUUUAAGUGGGAUGCCAAAAGCAAAAUGUUUACUCAUGAAUUUAUCAGGUAUCCAGUGCAAAACAAAACCUUUGUGGAUGUGUCAUGCAUGGCAUGGACAAAUAAAUGGUCUUUCUUCAGGGCAGAGUUUAGUUUGCAUGCUGAAAAAAAUAAAGGUUUUUCAAUUUGAAA